Messenger RNA from Paramuricea clavata, 841 nucleotides. NCBI's taxonomy places the organism in Eukaryota, Metazoa, Cnidaria, Anthozoa, Malacalcyonacea, Plexauridae. The record is from the annotation of a GenBank genome assembly.
AUGGCUGGCAAUGCACCUCGUGUCAAGGAAACAUAUAUUAAACGAGAAGACUGGCAUCUUGAGGGUGAGGAAGGGAUGAACUGGUCUGGAUGGAAGGAAGCACUCCGGCCGUCGCUCCCUGACAACACAAUUCCUGAUGGCUACAGAAUACGUAGCAGCGUCAACAACGAACAACAACCUGGGUUGAUUUGCACUAAGGAAGUUGAGAAUUUUCUCGAUCAAUAUCGAUAUCAAUACAAAUGUGGAAUAUACGAAUGGGGGGCUAAGAGUAGAAAUGAUCUCAAAGGCAACAUGAAGGUGGUUUACAUUGGCUGUUCUUGCAGUUCAAAAGGACGAAAGUUGAAGGGAAGAAUUAUGGAUUACUGUACAAGCGGAUCGCACAAGCGCCAGGAUAUUAACUAUGCCUUGCAGCAAGGAUAUACUCUUUAUGUUAGAGUAAAAGAAACCGUCAAUACGACGCAGGCGGCAGAAGCCGCAGAGAACGAGCUCUUGCAGAAGUAUAAUUACGCAUGGAAUCGGCGAAUUAUAAAACCCGCCAGAAGCCUGCCAAACCUACGCUGAAUACUCUAUAAUGGCUAGCGGGAAGCCACUUAGCAAUACAAGCUUAAUCUAACUUUUUGACGGCAAUGCUCUGACAACAAGAACUUUUAAAUGGAAGUAGAUAACAUUUGAAUUGGUCUGCUUCCAACUUAUAUUGUUACCAGCCAAUGUAAAUAAAAAGAUUCACUAUUUGUUGUAUUUGCAGUAUAUAUAAGAGCUCUUGUAUUUGUUUCUUUGAACAGACAUGUUGGCUGCUUAUACCGAACUUCUCUUGUUAAAUUGUAAACAGGUAUAUAACCAC